Molecule: messenger RNA, 2664 nt
Organism: Oppia nitens
Lineage: Eukaryota; Metazoa; Arthropoda; Arachnida; Sarcoptiformes; Oppiidae
Exons: 5
Coding region: 436-2553 (705 amino acids)
Molecular function (GO): protein binding
Source: RefSeq, a predicted model, not a curated record
AUAUGUCGACACAAACCCAAUGUUGGCAUUGAUUUGCUUUUUAAAUGUCAAAAGUCAUGAUUGCAUUCAAUGUUAAUAUCCAUUGAGUUUAUACACAAUAGUAGUGACAGUCAAGUGAUGUCAUGUCAUGUGAAGUACAGAGCAGUCACUGUAAUGACAGAUGAAGUGAAGUAUUAUUAGAAAGACUACGACGAGGUGUGCAAUCAAAUUGACCACCGAUUUGGCCACCGAUUGCAACACAAGAUUUAUGACCAKAUUUUARCCAAAAGCUUAACUGUUUGACACUGUAUUGCAUUUAAAGGGCUUUUUGUCGUAAAGUUUGCAUUUGUAUAAUCUGGUCGAUGAUGACCACUACCAGGUGGUGGUCAGACAACAGCUGUUGAAACGAUCAGAUCUUUUAACAACUGGUUUAGYGAGUCAAUCGAUGCAUUUUCAAUGAGUCUUUGGUCGCGGAUGUGCUCAACGAUGGGCUCAUUUAUCAGCAAUUUGUUUGGGAAUAACAGCAACAUUAAGACAAUUAGCCAUUUGUUUAACUCGUAUCCGACGGGAUAUAUCUCGGAGUCGACCAAACAGAUUGUGUCAGCACUUCUGGUUGAGCUCAACAACAACUACUCCAAUGACGCCAAUCAUAUCAACUGGAAUUACAUUCACGAGACUUAUUUGUCACCGAUUCCGAAGGGUGAGAACCUAUUAUUGGUAAUCGAUUGUAAUGGUUAUAACAUUCUUCAGCGAGCAGUCAGUCUGAAGAGUGUAGAACUAACUAAAUGGUUGCUUAACUAUGGAUGUGAUUGCAAUCGCGGCACUUGUAGUCUACCAUUACAUAUCGCUACUCUUAACGGACCCAUUGAAAUUGUUGAACUAUUGGUCAAAUUCGGGGCGCGAGUUGAUUGCGAGGCCCGUAUGUGUUAUCCGGGACCUCAUUCGCCUAACUGUGAGUUGGGCCGAAAAUCUGGUCUUUUAUGGAACGGUGGGUCACAACACAACUCGACCAGCGAUAGACUACAAUCAGCUGACUAUUAUGCAAUAGACGGCGAUCAGGCGUCCAUUUUGGAGUAUGUGAUGCUUCGGUCAGAAGACAAUUGGCUUCCGUGGCACUGYCAGAAGAAACCAUUAUUACACUCGGCCUUCGAGAGAGGCGCCUGGAAUUGUGUCAAUUAUCUUAUUUCCGAAAGACCUGAUGAGAUAAACCAGUUAUACGACGAGUAUUUUCCAAUACAUCAGGCAGUCCUCCAGGACAUCAAAUUCUUAGAGCUUUUAAUACAGUGUAACGCCGAUCUCACUCAGCGUACAUCAACACAACAGCUGACUGUACUUCACGUACUAUUAUUGUUGGGCAAGAAGUCAUCAAAUGACACAUUAGCCACACUUAAGCUUCUGUUUGAAAUGGGAUGCAAACUACUUGUCAACGAACCGGACAGUCUCGGCAAUACUCCAUUACACGCACUUAUAGUCAGAUAUUCAUUAGAAGAGUCGCAAUAUAACAGUCCCUCACAUAACGGCACUGAACAACAGCUUCGGUGGACAACUUGGGAUAUGUUACACAUUUUUAGAUUUAUACUACAACAGGGAGUUUUGCAAAGCAUCAAUCGUAAGGGCAAUAGCGCCCUGUGCUGUGUAUUGAGACAUGUUAAAGAUUGGGAGUUCCGCUUUGAACUACUGUAUAUGCUUUUACAAUACGGAGCUGAUCCCAAUUGUGUUGGUAGGGAUGGCUCAGUGCCAUUGAUAUUGUGCUUCACACCACUCCUUAAUAAGGGUUUAUUGCAUUUAUUGAGUCACUCGAAAAAAGUCUCGUAUUUGAAUUGUGUCCGCAUUUUGUGUAAAUACGGUGCAAAUCCUAACUGUUCGUACUAUCGAAACACACUGACACCACUACAUGUACUGGUGUUUAGUGCGAGUGAAUACAUGUCACUGACCAACUGUGACAAACCGGCCGCUUUUGCAUUCAUACGACAAGUGCUGACCGUUUUAUUACAGCACAAACUCGACCCAAAUGUUGACUUUUCUCAGCGCAAUCAACACAUACUAUUAGCUCUUCUUGAUUUAGUACAAAACGCUAGAAUGCCUUCCGAUUUGGAUUAUGUCCACGACUUGUCGCUAACACUAAUCAAAUUUGGGGCCAAUCCUGAUAUCAAGUGCUCAACUGAGUCGACCACUUGUUAUUCGCAAAGUUCUUCUUUGUCACAGAAAAGCGCAGAUCAUGUACUCUUCUAUUACAUUCAUUACUUGUUGCGCAAAGAAGAGGUGCUGAUUGACGACCAAUCGUCUGAACAGUACUUCACAAAACCAGUAUCGUUAUACUAUCACGCGAUGUCACACAAACCAUUGUUCUCAUGUCUGCAACGACUCAAUCGGGAACUCAUAAACGGUACUAUUCGGUGCAAUUCACAGCAAUUGUCUUCACUUGUAAGAAAUUUAUCGACAAAUCCGCGACCACUCAAGAGUAUCGCCAGAAAUACCAUUUACCACUCAAUGGGCCGACAAUUAGCUCAGAAUAUCAAUAAACUACAGCUUCCAGCGGCUAUCAAGCAAUACGUACUCGAGUUUGUUCCCUAAGAGAGCUACCACUUCUGCAAAAAUAUGAUUUUUUACUAAAUUAAGAUAAUAUACAGUAUUAUUGUAUUAUUAUUUAUGGUAAUAACUUUUUAUUAUAUAAUGUUUUAUACA